UUUCUCUAAGCAGCCUGAGGUAAUCUGUGAAAAUGGUUCGCUAUUCACUUGACCCGGAGAACCCCACGAAAUCAUGCAAAUCGAGAGGUUCCAAUCUUCGUGUUCACUUUAAGAACACUCGUGAAACUGCUCAGGCCAUCAGGGGUAUGCAUAUACGAAAAGCCACGAAGUAUCUGAAAGAUGUCACUUUACAGAAACAGUGUGUACCAUUCCGACGUUACAAUGGUGGAGUUGGCAGGUGUGCGCAGGCCAAGCAGUGGGGCUGGACACAAGGUCGGUGGCCCAAAAAGAGUGCUGAAUUUUUGCUACACAUGCUUAAAAACGCAGAGAGUAAUGCUGAACUUAAGGGUUUAGAUGUAGAUUCUCUGGUCAUUGAGCAUAUCCAAGUGAACAAAGCACCUAAGAUGCGCCGCCGGACCUACAGAGCUCAUGGUCGGAUUAACCCAUACAUGAGCUCUCCCUGCCACAUUGAGAUGAUCCUUACGGAAAAGGAACAGAUUGUUCCUAAACCAGAAGAGGAGGUUGCCCAGAAGAAAAAGAUAUCCCAGAAGAAACUGAAGAAACAAAAACUUAUGGCACGGGAGUAAAUUCAGCAUUAAAAUAAAUGUAAUUAAAAGGAAAAAAAAAAAAAAAAGAAAAAGAAAAACAAAA
Gorilla gorilla gorilla (western lowland gorilla) is the source of this 651-nucleotide messenger RNA. Its product is annotated as large ribosomal subunit protein uL22-like. Gene Ontology annotation, biological process: cytoplasmic translation. The transcript has a single exon. Bases 33 to 587 code for a protein of 184 amino acids. Gene Ontology annotation, molecular function: structural constituent of ribosome. NCBI's taxonomy places the organism in Eukaryota, Metazoa, Chordata, Mammalia, Primates, Hominidae. Gene Ontology annotation, cellular component: cytosolic large ribosomal subunit; ribosome. The record is from RefSeq and is a predicted model, not a curated record.